CUUGUCGGUCGACUACUUCUGUUUUUACAUCAAGGGAGUCAUACUGCCAUGUUCCAACCCAGUACAAAUUGGAUGUCCCGGCAGUUUCCAUGUGAUGUCACUGGACUAGUGUUUGACUGUCAGGAAAAGAAACUUCAAAAAGUACCUAACGGGAUAACCAGCAAUGCCACUGUAGUAAAUUUAUCAAAAAAUGAACUUCUCAAAAUACAGGAAUAUAGGAAUGUGUUUUCUCAUCUGGAAAAUCUCACUGAACUUAAUCUUUCCCAUGCAAAAAAGUACGGGCUGAAGGACGUCGACAUCGAUAAAGAUGCUUUCAAAAAUCUAACAAACUUGAAAAUACUGAAUUUAAGCUACAAUUGUCUGACUCAUGUCCCCAUUAGUCUUCCUCACAGUCUUACAAUGAUUUUUCUAAACAAUAACAACAUCCUGGUGCUCAAUAAUAUGAGUUUUUCUGGUAUAAGAAAUGUGACACAACUAUUCUUGCAAAGAAACGGCUGUUCUAGCAAUAAUUGCUCCAAUCCAGUACAUAUUUCAGAUGACAGUUUUUCAGUUUUGACAAAGCUUAAGGUUCUGGACCUUUCCUCCAACAUUUUAAGACAUGUUCCAAAGGGACUACCAACAACGCUUACCAACCUGACACUUAGUGACAACCAAAUGCAUUACAUUUCUGAAGAGGACUUCAAAGAGCUCCAUCACUUAAAAGAACGGACAAUACAUGGAAACUGCCCAAGAUCUGGAAAUGCUCCACAUCCCUGUGUACCUUGCCCUAAUAUUUCUCUUGGAAUCCAUCCUAAGGCGUUUAUUGACCUUACCAAACUACGGACGUUGGAUUUAGCUGGCAACUCCCUGACAGAACUUAAUGACUGUUCAAGUUGA
This is a messenger RNA of Gadus macrocephalus (Pacific cod), 876 nucleotides long. RefSeq names its product toll-like receptor 8. The record is from RefSeq and is a predicted model, not a curated record. Lineage: Eukaryota; Metazoa; Chordata; Actinopteri; Gadiformes; Gadidae. The transcript has 2 exons. Gene Ontology annotation, molecular function: pattern recognition receptor activity; protein binding. The coding region runs from base 49 to 876 and encodes 275 amino acids. Gene Ontology annotation, biological process: toll-like receptor signaling pathway; positive regulation of interleukin-6 production; defense response to virus. Gene Ontology annotation, cellular component: plasma membrane.